AUGCUCUUCGGCGCUUAGCUGUUCGCCGAGCGCCUUAAUACGGCCCCUGUUUUGUCCCCUCUCCCGCUUUUAGUCCAGGCCCUGCGAGAAGGAGUAAAUAUGACCGAGAAAGCUUCCGGGUGGGAAAAAAACAAAAACCCUACAAAGCUUUACCAGUCGGCGCUUUUCCACCCACCGUUGGGCCUCAAGGGAGGAAGGAGGGCCCUUCUGACGUCUUAGUCUGCUGCCAGACGAGUAGGACGGCUCAGGUCCCCGCGAACUGCUGCACGUGGCUUCUUGAUGGCAACUUGGAAAGUGGCUGUAGGAGCAAUAGAGCGGCUAUGAAGAGGCCUAACAUUUUACUCACAGGGACACCUGGUGUUGGGAAAACUACACUAGGCAAAGAGAUAGCCUUGAGAACAGAUUUUACAUACAUCAAUGUGGGGGAUAUGGCUAAAGAAGGGGAACUGUACGAAGGUUUUGAUGAAGAAUAUGAAUGCCCAAUAUUAGAUGAAGACAGAGUUAUUGAUGAAAUGGAAGAUAAGAUGAAGGAUGGAGGUGUCAUAGUUGAUUAUCACAGCUGUGACUUUUUUCCUGAACGCUGGUUUAAUAUAGUCUUUGUGCUUCGCACUGAAAACUCUUUUUUGUACAACAGAUUAGAAAACAGAGGUUACAAAGGAAAAAAGCUUCAAGACAAUAUUCAAUGCGAAAUCUUUCAGACAAUUUAUGAAGAAGCCAUGUCAUCCUAUAAAGAAGAAAUUGUACAUCAGUUGCCUAGUAAUACUCCAGAAGAUAUGGAGCGGAAUUUAGAUCAAAUUAUGCAGUGGGUUGAACAGUGGAUAAAAGACAACAAUUGAUUUUUUAAAAAAUCAUAUUUACAAUGAUUAAUAGAAGUUGUGUUUUCAUUCAUGGAAGAAACAAUAAUAGUUCCUUCAAGGUGAAAAUUAACAAGGCCACUGAGUUUUCUAUUUUAUGCUGUUCUCUUUAGACUCUAUGAAAGCAGGUAUCAGACAGAAUAAGAUACGAAUCAGAUAAGAAUUUUAAAAAAUCUGAAUUUAAAGAAUUUAAAUUUAAAAAUCUGAAAUUAUACUAAAUUGGGUGUCCAAUAUUGAAAAGAUGAAAAAGAAUAGUUCCCUAGUUAAUACGGUUGCCAAAAUCUUAUUCCUGUACAAAGUUUUAUUAAUGCAGCGGAUAUUCUGUGAUUCAUUUCUAAAUGUGGGACCAUGCAAUUUAAUAUAUGAACAUAAUUUUAGUUAUUAAUUUAUUAACAUGCUGUAAAUACCCAGGCAAAUUUGUAUCUGUAUGUUUUUGUUAUUUAUAAGUUUUGUUGUCGUUUAGUUAAACUACUUUUUUGCUCAGUUUUUGUUCAGUUUAGAAGGCAUCCUCAACCCCAGAUUCAUGAACUCAUCUCUCUCUGAAUAAAUGCUGAUGGCAUUUUGCAAGAUUUUUGAAACAAGUAAAUAGGUUACAUGUGGCCAUAACUACAGUGAUCCAAGAAGCGUCUGAUGCUAUUGCUUGUAUCAUAUUUUUCUAUUCUCUGAGCUAGCGUGGUUCAUAAUAAAUAUUACCAUCAUUUAUUAUCCUAAUUUUUUCUAAAUAUUGAGUAACUUAAUAAAAAGUGAAGUUAUAGUGAAAAGACAAGAAUAUUGAUUGGUGAGAAAGUGCAUUUUGUCAUGUAAAAAAUGCCUAUAUAAGGUACAUAAAGUAUAUAUGUAUACUGUAUAUAUAUUUUUCUUAGUAGCUCCCAAAUUUGAUAUUAAAUGUAUCGAUAAGUUACAACUUUAGUCCUAAUCAUAAUCAUAAUCAUAUAUCAUUGGAUUUCAUCCAGCAUAUCAGCAGAAGAUCAUAUUCAGAUUCUCUUCUCUUUCCCAUGCAGGAUCCAAAGCAGAGUUUGAUUGUGUAGGAGGAGCUUUGUGGAUAUAGACUCUUCCGCCUCUUGUACUAUUAAUGAAAUGACUUGAUUAGAAGCACAAUUGCCUUCAGUUUUCCAUUUUGGUUACAUUCUGAAAAUGGUUACCAGUCCCCCUUAAAUUAAUCAACAUGAGAUGGAUUUAAAAUAGGGUCACACAUACUUCCUUCUCCAUUCCUAAACUGGGUCAAUAAUAUUACUUUACAGUAUUCCUAUAGUGGUAGUAAUACAGAUGAUCGUCAUUUAGCUACUGCAGUUAUGAUUGUGAUGAAACAGUAACCAUGACCAGUUCUUAUACUUAUGAUCUUCACAGGUCUAUAAAGCAAACCAAAGCUGAAGUAAGAUGAUAAGCAUAGUAGUAGUUUCACUUUUGACUGCUUCACUUAAUGACUUGAGUUGUUGGUGCUAAUUGUGAUCGCUAAAUGGGAACUACCUGAAAAAAUAUUUUUCAAAAUCUCUUAAAGAAGCAUAAUUUUAGUCACUCUGCCUAGAGUACUUAAUUUGUCUGAAACUAAAGUUCUCAGACAAAGUUACCAUUAGUUAAACAUUAAAUAUUUUUAGAUUGCAACUGAACUGAUUGAAAAUAGUCACUUCUAUUAGGUGUUGUGUUCAUGUUACCUGAAAAGCAGAUGCUUGGCCAAUUGCAAGAUUUAAUUUACCUUCUGUAUAUUAAACUGAUUUUUGGAACCUUGUCUUUGAUUAUUACAAAUAUUGCAGUAUUUAGUGAAUAAUGUUUUGAGCAGCAAACAAUUUGGAUCAUGCAUUUUUUGUUAUUUGGUACUGUAUUAUAUAGAUGAUUUUCAAAAUCUUAUUCUUUUGUAUUACAUUUUUCUGUAUGUAAUUAAGAACAAAGAUUUAAAUAUGUUUUUUGAAAAUAAAAGAUACAUAAGGCAAA
Pantherophis guttatus is the source of this 2783-nucleotide messenger RNA. RefSeq names its product adenylate kinase 6 (gene AK6). Lineage: Eukaryota; Metazoa; Chordata; Lepidosauria; Squamata; Colubridae. The record is from RefSeq and is a predicted model, not a curated record. Gene Ontology annotation, molecular function: AMP kinase activity; ATP hydrolysis activity; ATP binding. Gene Ontology annotation, cellular component: nucleus; cytoplasm.